This is a messenger RNA of Durotheca rogersii, 1125 nucleotides long. RefSeq lists its product as uncharacterized. The record is from RefSeq and is a predicted model, not a curated record. Lineage: Eukaryota; Fungi; Ascomycota; Sordariomycetes; Xylariales; Xylariaceae. The transcript has 2 exons. The coding region runs from base 1 to 1125 and encodes 374 amino acids.
AUGGGGCAUGGUAAUCUGGGGUCAGUCACCGGCGACAAGGCGGCACGCUUGGCAGGGCCAGUCCAUCGCGCAUCGGACGUCGCCGAGCCAAGCAGCACAACCUCCGCCGCACCUACAGAACUCGCUACCCAUGUCCCGGCCGGCCAGCCGGGAGCAUCACCCGUCGAACUCCCGGUCGCGAACGCUGGCCCGCCGCACAUGCCACCACACCAACCACCUCCCUACUCAAGCCCGUCAGACAGGUCACUAGAUCCGCAGGCUUGUUCCCGACCGGCCCGCGACCCGCAGUACUACCCCGGUCUUCCUGUGCUGGACUAUCGCCAGUACCUACCCCCCAUGUUUGAGAUAUCCGCCGACACUACCACCAUCACCACCAAGGCCAGCUACCUCUCCGAGAACGCGAAGGCUCUGGCGACUCUGCUGCGGUCCCUGGCCGCUGUACCCCCGAAGCCCCAGAUUCUCAUUCAGGGCCAGCGUGGGAGCAAGGUUGACUUUAGCCUCAAGCUGAACUUGAUGAAUCUGCUGGUUCCCAGCGGUCAGAAGGAGCGCUUCGACUACCUCCGAUGUGUCGGGAGGGACGAGAUCGCACUGCGCGGUGGCAGCGAGCCGGGGUUGAGGCCUGACGUCGGCUCGGAUAACGAGCUCGAGGAGUGGUGUGAGCGGUUCGUCGCGGACGAGACGAGGAUCAAGUCGUUCACGCUCGAGCGAGUUGUGGCGAACCUCGACACGAACUGGAUCGAGGGGCAGACACGGGGCCUCGUGGCAGCGACCGGAUACAAUGGACAAGUGACGGUGCAGUUCCCAGUGACGCACGCGCGCGUCGUCAUCCAGAAUCCGGACAGGCACAACAAGUUCCUGAAGGGCGUGACGGCGCUAUUCACGGGCAGGAGCAAGUACGAGGUUGUCAAGGCCGUCUGGCCCUUCGCCACGGGCCGCAAUGGCGAGCCCGGCCGCCGCUGCCUCGUCCAGAGCGAGCAGACCUGGUGGGAAGAGUGGCGCGACCCAGUCAAGCACGCCAUCGCGACGAAGCGCCUCGGCUGGGUCACCAACGAGGACAAGCUCGAGUGCAUCAUGGAGGGCAAGGCGAAGGGCGUCUCCCUCAUCGACUGGGGCCCCGAACUGUAG